UUCUUUCUUUGACCAACUUUAGAAAAGAAACUUUUACAGAGCUUUUCUUCUUUCUUUCAUUGAACACAUUCCACAAUACUUAAAAGAAUCUCACUUCUUCUUCUCUUUAUUUGUUCGGAAGUAUCAGAUUUUGUUCUGAUUAUCGUGAUUAGGGUUAUCGGGAGAUAUGAUGAAAGCAUCGUUAGGGAGGUUAAGGAGAUUCGCAUUGCCCAAGGUCGAUGAUGCGGUUAAUAUCGAAGAGAUUUUUCCUACUGAACAGAUUGAUGGGCUUGCUCGAGCCUCCAAGGAUAUGCAAGAAAUGAGAGAAUAUUAUGAUAGAUUACUCUCUGUUGCUGCUGCCACCGCCAAUAGCGCUUACGAGUUCUCUGAAUCAUUAGGGGAGAUGGGUUCAUGCUUGGAGCAAAUCUCUCCGCAUAAUGAUGAAGAAAGUGGUAGAAUUUUACUCAAGUUGGGUCAAGUUCAGUUUGAGCUUCAAAAACUCGUUGACACUUAUCGUUCUCAAAUAUUCAAGACUAUUACACGACCGUCAGAAUCACUUCUUAGUGACCUUAGAACCGUGGAGGAUAUGAAGCAACAAUGUGAAGAAAAGAGAGACGUCGUUAAGAACAUGAUGAUGGAGCAUGUGAAAGGCAGUAAAGGGGAGAAACUUAUGCGCCGACAGUUGGAGACUGCUCGUGAUGAGCUACAAGACGAGGCCACUUUGUGCAUUUUCCGUUUGAAAUCUCUCAAGGAAGGACAAGCUCGGAGUCUCCUCACACAAGCAGCCCGCCACCACACUGCCCAGAUGCAUCUGUUCUUGGUUGGUCUGAAAUCGCUUGAGGCAGUAGAGCAACAAGUGAGAGUUGCUGCAGAGAGACAACACAUCGACUGUGAGCUCUCUGAAAACGAGAACGAAACGGAAUGUAGUGAGGAUGACCGACAUUUUAACAGAGAUGGAGAACUCAGUUUUGAUUACAUAACAAGUGAGCAAAAAGUAGAAGCUCUAUCUACACCACAAGGAUCGUUGAAGAUUGAUGACACAGAUCUCUCGUUUCGACGCCCUUCCACAGUAAAUGCAGAUCAUAGAGAAGAGAAUCGGAUAUCAUACCAAGAUCGCAGAAGGAGCAGCCAUUCAGCACCGUUGUUCCCACAAAAGAAGUCUGAUUUAGCGGAAAAGCCGUCUGCAAAUGCUUACGUAUUACCAACUCCGGUCGGUUCAAAGUCCUCAUCAAUCUCCACGCAAGCAAACCACAGUCCACACUUAUGGCAUUCGUCUCCGCUUGAACCUAUAAAAGCCGUUCAUAAAGAUGUGGAAAGCAACCUCUAUUCCCGUCUUCCAAGGAUGUCUCCUACUGCUUCACCUCCUCUCGCUUCCUCACCACGAAUCAACGAACUCCAUGAGCUUCCAAGACCACCGGGUCAAUUUGCCCCUCCACGACGCUCUAAAUCCCCUGGUCUGACUGGUCACUCAGCUCCUGUUAGCGCUUGGAGUCAAGAAAGAAGCAGUGUAGUUGUGUCCAAGAACAUUGUAGCAUCACCACUUCCGGUUCCACCUUUGGUUGUACCAAGAAGCUACUCUAUACCUUCAAGAAACCAGAGAGGCAUGGGUCAACAACCCUUGUCUGAUUCGAACCAAAACAGAGUAGUGUCUCCACCGCCUCUGCCUCUAACUCCAGCGUCUCAGAUCUCAGAUCGCUGUCUCGGUCUCGGGUCGGGCAAGCUGCUCAGAGCGGUCAAAUUAGAGGUAACGAACACUGUUUCUGUAAUCUUGGAACUGCGAAUUCUUCAUCCAUGAUUUUAAGACAUGAGUUGUUGUUUAUAUCAAACGCAGUGAUUGGACGAUGAAGCUUUGUAGUAGCUAGUGUGGCGUUUGAUGAAUACGUUGGUUGUAUAAAGACAAAGACUCUUAAGUAAAUAUGGAAGCCAGAUGUUUUGUAGGUUUUUAGUUUCUUAAUCUCCUAAUUUGUAACACUAUACUGUUUUUUUUUGUUUCCCUUCUAUAACUUUUUGUCACUUUGAAAAGAAUUAGUUGUUGUUUUCUGAAACUGGGUUAAUUUAGGAAAUGUAGCCUUACAAAAUCCAUAAAUAUUAUUUUGGGUUUAAAGCCAAUAGUGAAUAAUAUUGACGA
Molecule: messenger RNA, 2107 nt
Organism: Eruca vesicaria subsp. sativa (arugula)
Lineage: Eukaryota; Viridiplantae; Streptophyta; Magnoliopsida; Brassicales; Brassicaceae
Source: the annotation of a GenBank genome assembly